CAAAUUUAUAUUGAUUUUGCUACUAUGGUCAAAACCUAGUUCUCUUAAAUUAUCAAAGUUUUGAGAAUUGACAAUGCCACUAAAUAUCUUAGUACUAAACUUCAAUCUUUUCUCAAAUGAUAGGGUGUCAUCUUCUGAUCAACAUCCAUUUUUUUAUUGAUUCUUAUGUUGAGCUAUUCCCUAGUGAUUCUAAUGCAAGAACAUUUGAUGAGCUCUACAAUGCCUUACCACAUGCUCCAACUAGUUCUAUAGAAGAUGAUCUGCUUGCUGAUAAUGCAUUAGAUAAUUUUGAGCCUUCUUAUACUUCCUCAUCUAUAUCACCUGUUGAUGUUGCAUAUGAUGUUGUUGAGCCUACAAAUGAGCUUGUUGUCUCAUCCUCGAGUCAUCUUACUCGGAUCAAAACAAGAUCUGAUGGUUCUGUGGAGUGUUAUAAGACACGAUUAAUUGACAAGGGUUUUACACAAGAGUAUGGAAUAGACUAUGAGGAAACAUUUGCUCUAGUUGCUCAUCUCACAUCUGUGUACAGUUUGCUUAUUAUCGCUGUUAUGCAAAGAUGGAAAUUGUUUCAGAUGGAUGUAGAAAAUACUUUUCUUAAAGGUGACCUAGAAGAAGAAGUUUAUAUGAAACCACCUCCUAAGCUUAACCAUCCUCCAAACAAGGCGUUCAAGAGUUAAAACAAUCUUUUAGUUAGAAAUUUGAGAUGAAAGAUCUUGGUGUUUUGAGCUAUUUUCUGGGGCUUGAAGUCACCUCUUUAGAUGCUGGCUACCUACUUUCUCAAGUAAAGUAUGCCUUCGAUC
Rubroshorea leprosula is the source of this 797-nucleotide messenger RNA. NCBI's taxonomy places the organism in Eukaryota, Viridiplantae, Streptophyta, Magnoliopsida, Malvales, Dipterocarpaceae. The record is from the annotation of a GenBank genome assembly.